CGACACGAUCCACCGAUAAGUCGCAUUACUACAGGCGUUUUCAGUUAAAAUGCGACUCCCUGCACAUUAUCAAUCCUAACCGCUUUUAUAUGAUGGAUAUUGAUGCUUUUGGCGGAUGGAUUAAAACGGGAACAUUAACCUAAAAAUAAUUUAAUGGGGAAAAUAAGAAGAGUCUCAUUAAGAUGACACGCACAGAUCCGCCUGACAUACUAGUAUCGACUGUGUAUCAAGAUGUCAAAGUAAAUUCCCUCUCGACGCACUCAAAAUCCUGUAAUCCCUCAAAACAAUGUGAUUCCCCAUCCAUCAGCAAACUGGCGGACACUCGAAAAAAAAGCGAAAAGAGGCACUGCCGUAGCUUUGAAACUGAGUCUAUGGACAAACUCAAAUAUCAUACAAUAGCAAUGGAGUACCCAUACAGAAGGGCUGAGAGGUAUGCGGCCAAUCCAGAGGUUGCCUGGAAUGCCUUAGGUCGCCAACAAGGGCAUGGACUCCAUCGUUUUUCUUCCCCAGACUUGAUUAACUACCGUCUAGCAACCCAGCCAAUAACUGCUGACAUGCCAGCUGAAAUCGCUGUGACCGAAUUAAAGAGGAGGGCCAGAUCGAGAAGUGCCUCAAGGGUUCAGGCCAACCUCACCCCGGUAUCAUUCGAUGCCUCUCCUCCUGUCGCAAGGAGGGGAAGGGAAGCUCAAAGGGCACAUAGAACCCCUCAGCCAAGGUCAGAAGUUUCCCCAAGAAGAGAGUCUUCCUAUGCCACAACACGGGCACAUAUGAACGAUGUACACCCCAUCAAAUUACAGCCACAAAGGACUGAUACAAGCCGGUAUUCUCCUGUUUACGUUUCUGAAGGCUUUGAUGAAGGAAGGCCAGAGAAACCUGCAACUAGUCCUCAUGUUCGGUGCCGGGUGGACAUUAAACCAGACAAGUCAGCCAUACAACAUGGUGACCAGAAGGCGGCUACUCCCCAAGUGGACAUUCCAUGGCAAAAGUAUCCUAGCAGUGGCAAUCGGAGUCUGACAGUGCCUCGCUAUUUCUCCACAUCUAGGACGUCAACACCCACUGAAUCCUUCACAGGAGAGUUCAGGCAGGCGUACCAGUAUUCCCAAAGUAUGCCAAAUAGUUACAUGCAGCCUAUGGAAAUCCCCUUACAAAAGGUGGUCUCGCCACAGGAGCCAAGGGAACAUUACCGAAGGGAACGAAGGGCUCAUUCAAGCCCCAACGUGCCAACUAAAUUCUUCUAUGCAGAGGAUUCAGGGAAGUAUGGAUCUUCGACUCCAUCAAGGACGUACUAUCAAGAUGACCGAUACAGCAUUCCUAGCCAAACCUACUCACCUAAAGUACAAUAUGUACAAGAUCCAAGGACUCACGUUGUUCAUACUGUACCUGCCAGGCCAUAUUUCUCAGAAAUGUACCCCUAUCAUUACCCUGGACAACAUGUAUACCCUAAAUCCUAUGCUGCAAGUGAACCAGGGGCAUACAUAAUACAGACACCCCCAGCGAGAACCUUCUAUGGAGAUGACCCCAGAACUUACCAGAUCCAAACAGCACCUCCUCGUAUUUUCUACAUGCGUGACCCCUUCACACCACCAAUGGAGCAUCAUAUUCCUGCAAGGGCAUAUUAUACGGAGGGCAGAAGACAUGCCCGUGUAGUUCAGCCACAAUCAGAUGACUGGUAUGGCUCAGAGGUGUCUGGCUACUCUAGCCACUACCCCUCCUCGUAUGUCUCACAGGUUACUCCUACAAGAGUUAAACAAGAGCCAAAGCCAGCAAAUUGGUAUGCCAGCCCUUGCAUGGAGCCUGCAAGAACCGUAACAGACCCAAGGCCAUACUCAAGGUCUUGGGAUAACAUGCUUGAUACCCAUGUAGAGAGGGAACAGCCUGUGCCUCGAGGUAAGAGUGACGAGAAUCUUCUUUGCCAAGGGAUACAAACUGAAAGACCAAAACCUGUGGUUGUUAAUCUCUCGAGCUCACCAAGGCGUUACGCUGCACUGUCCUUAUCCGAAAACUCUUUGAUUGACAAAAGCCCAACUGAGGCCACCAGCUCUUCAAGCAAACUAUGGUUUGUCACUCCUGAAAUUACCAUCACAGACAAUGACAUCAGACCAAGCAACCUGAGUAAAUCAGAACCACGCUCUGCAAGUUGGGAUGUGCUGGAUUCAAAAAGUCAAGAUGCCCCUAAACAUGAAGGAAAGCACCAACCUGUAGAAUCUACCAAAGAAAAAGCGCACAGCACCACAUCCCUGCAGCAAAGUUUAGAGCAGCUCGAUGAGCUUCUAGCUGGCCUUGUCAUUGAUUACAAACCUCCAGCUAGGGGGACAAGUGACGACCUCCUUGAUCAACUAAAAAAAUUAAUUGAUGAAGAAGAAGCAGUAUCUUCAGCAAGAAAGGAUUCAACAGCAGGGUCUGAAAGUGGUAUGCCCCUUGACAAACAACCUACAUCCAUAAAAAUCGAUCCUAACACUCUAAGAGACACUGAUGGGAGCUGUGAUGGGCUCAAAAGUACGGACGAGUGCUCCCCUGACCAGAGCCCAGAUGAGGAUGAUACAAUGAUGUGUUCAAACAACAAAUGCCGUCGGACUGAGACAUUGUUUAAUGCCUGCCUCUACUUUAAAUCCUGCCACAGCUGCUACACGUACUACUGCUCUCGCAACUGUCGCCGCGAAGACUGGGAUGUCCAUAAGGAGAGCUGUCUCUAUGGGCGAAUCAGCAGUGUGUGCCGCCACAUUAUUAAGCACUGUCGAGAAACGGCAGAGGUCCACAAAGCUUUCUCCCGUAUGGCCAAAGUGGGAUACCUGUCUCGUGGAAGGGGUGUGCUGUUUUUGGGAUUUCCAAAUCCGGGUUCGUCCACCAGUUUUCUUCAGUUUGGACUCGAAAGUUUACUCAUGUCUCCAACAUACUUAUCUCUUCGUGAGCUAGAGAGCUUCAAGGAUAACCUUGGGGAUUAUUCGGAGGAGCUCCAAGAGGCAGGAAAGGAAUAUGACCCUAAUGAAUGUUUCCUCUUGAAUGUAUCCAUCGCUGUUGGCGAUCAAGUGCCUGACGGACCAUCACCAAGGGUCCAAGCCCCAACCGUCAGGAAAUUUGCCAAGGUAGCUCUAGCCUCCUACAGCCCAGAAAAGAAGGUCCAUCGGAAGGAAAGCGACAUGGAGACGCUGAUCCUCACCCCACCUCCAGGUAUGGCAGACAUUGACAAGGAAGGCGAAGAGGGACGGAAAGCCAGAGAGAUAUGCUUCAUCAACAUUCAGCGGGAGUUGAGGAUACGUGGGGUGUUCCUUCGCCAUGAGUAUCCCAAUGUCUACCAAAAGCUCUGUGAAUUUGUUGAGAACAACAGGAGGUUCACGCCCACCACUAUUUACCCUAUUGAUAAAAGGACCGGAAAGCAGUUUAUGUGCAUGAUUAUGGCAGCGUCUGAGCCACGAACUUUGGACUGGGUAGCCAACCCACAUCUACUAGAUGGCAUUAUUUAA
Xyrauchen texanus (razorback sucker) is the source of this 3461-nucleotide messenger RNA. RefSeq names its product apical junction component 1 homolog. The transcript is spliced from 2 exons. Gene Ontology annotation, biological process: cell-cell junction organization. Gene Ontology annotation, cellular component: apical junction complex; plasma membrane. The coding region runs from base 183 to 3461 and encodes 1092 amino acids. The record is from RefSeq and is a predicted model, not a curated record. NCBI's taxonomy places the organism in Eukaryota, Metazoa, Chordata, Actinopteri, Cypriniformes, Catostomidae.